AUGGCGUCCAGGGAAUCUGGUAGAGUAAAAGACGCGGAGAAGAAGAGGGUUUUAGAUGACGCGGCAAGGAAAAGACGCGCUCGGAAAGCAGUGGAGGCUCUCGAACAGGACAACUUUCAUGAAGAUCCUCACGCCGACCUGGUUAUGUCAAAAAAAGUACCCAAAUUUGCAGAUUCCAAUGAGAAACCGACGAGAAAGAAAAAAUCGAAAAGUGCAGAGUAUUAUAAGAUGAGAUUCAGGAAAACAUUUGCCCAAUUAGUUGAAGAGGAUGCUAGUUAUAGGCCAGAUCCUCCAAAUUAUUUGUCAGCCCAAGCACCACCUUCUAAAUUUCCAGAUAGACACUUCUGUGCUGUAUGUGGUUUUCCGUCAAAUUACACCUGUAUUCCUUGUGGAGCGCGAUAUUGCUGCGUAAGAUGUCUCGGCACCCACUUGGACACAAGAUGCCUUAAAUGGACUGCAUAAAAUUUCAAAUAAAUAUUUUUUUCAA
This is a messenger RNA of Colias croceus (clouded yellow), 487 nucleotides long. Its product is annotated as zinc finger HIT domain-containing protein 1. Lineage: Eukaryota; Metazoa; Arthropoda; Insecta; Lepidoptera; Pieridae. Gene Ontology annotation, biological process: chromatin remodeling. The transcript has 2 exons. The record is from RefSeq and is a predicted model, not a curated record. Gene Ontology annotation, cellular component: Swr1 complex. Gene Ontology annotation, molecular function: nucleosome binding. The coding region runs from base 1 to 462 and encodes 153 amino acids.